Molecule: messenger RNA, 1029 nt
Organism: Oldenlandia corymbosa var. corymbosa
Lineage: Eukaryota; Viridiplantae; Streptophyta; Magnoliopsida; Gentianales; Rubiaceae
Source: the annotation of a GenBank genome assembly
AUGAGCGAGAUCAGAGAUAAGUUUUUGCAAGUUUACUCGGUCUUAAAAUCAGAGUUGCUCAACGACCCUGCUUUCGAGUUCACCGAUGACUCCCGCCAAUGGCUUGAUCGGAUGCUCGACUACAAUGUUCCUGGAGGAAAGCUCAAUAGAGGGCUCUCUGUUGUUGAUAGCUACCAGUUGCUGAAAGAAGGAAAAGAAUUAACGAGCGAGGAAAUAUUUCUUGCAUGUGCACUUGGCUGGUGUAUCGAAUGGCUUCAAGCUUAUUUUCUUGUUCUGGAUGACAUCAUGGAUGGUUCUCAUACGCGCCGUGGUCAGCCUUGUUGGUUUAGAUUACCAAAGGUUGGUAUGAUUGCUGCAAAUGAUGGCAUUAUCCUUCGCAACCAGAUCCCGAGAAUUCUUAAGAAGCACUUCAGGGACAAGCCUUUUUAUGUGGAUCUGGUUGAUUUAUUUAAUGAGGUAGAAUUUCAGACUGCCUCCGGACAGAUGAUUGAUUUAAUCACAACAUUAGUGGGAGAGAAAGAUCUGUCCAAAUACUCGUUGUCUCUCCACCGUCGCAUCGUUCAGUAUAAAACUGCCUAUUAUUCUUUUUAUCUUCCUGUAGCUUGUGCUCUUCUGAUGUUUGGAGAAAACUUGGACAAUCAUAAUGAUGUGAAAGAUAUACUUAUUGAAAUGGGAGUCUACUUCCAGGUGCAGGAUGACUAUCUAGAUUGUUUUGGUGAUCCUGAGGUUAUUGGCAAGGUUGGGACAGACAUCGAAGACUUCAAAUGCUCCUGGGUGGUAGUAAAAGCCCUGGAACUCAGCAACGAGGAGCAAAAGAUGCUACUAUAUGACAACUAUGGAAAAGAGGAUCCAGCUUGCGUGGCUAAAGUGAAAGAGCUGUACAAUACUCUCAAGAUUCAGGAUGAAUUCUUGGAGUACGAGAAAAAGAGUUAUGAGAAGCUAAAUAAGGCGAUUGAAGCUCAUCCAAGUAAAGCCGUCCAAGCAGUGCUGAAGUCGUUCCUGGCAAAGAUAUACAAGAGGCUGAAGUAA